This is a messenger RNA of Colletotrichum paranaense, 333 nucleotides long. RefSeq lists its product as uncharacterized. Lineage: Eukaryota; Fungi; Ascomycota; Sordariomycetes; Glomerellales; Glomerellaceae. The transcript has a single exon. The record is from RefSeq and is a predicted model, not a curated record. The coding region runs from base 1 to 333 and encodes 110 amino acids.
AUGGCUCAAUCCCGCCGCCUCUCUCGCACCCGGGAAUACCAUCCAGUCCAUAGUCGAGUAGGUAGUCAACCUGGACUUCCUUUCGCCGUGUCCUGCGGCAUUCAUCCACCUAUCCACCCACACUUUCUCUUCCCUGGGCCCGUCCAAUCCAUCCACCACGACGCGCUGGCGACAUCCACCGACAUCAUCCAAGUGUCCGUCCCAUCCCCUAGCCCACCGAGUCGCCAUGUUUCCGAAGGAGGGAUACGACGGGUAUUGGGGCAUCGCCGCUGGGACCUGGACGCUGGAUGCCCACCAAGCUGCAGACUGCAGAAUCCAGACAGCCUCCUGUGA